Ostrinia furnacalis (Asian corn borer) is the source of this 1964-nucleotide messenger RNA. RefSeq names its product adhesion G-protein coupled receptor methuselah-like 1 (gene mthl1). The record is from RefSeq and is a predicted model, not a curated record. Gene Ontology annotation, biological process: cell surface receptor signaling pathway; G protein-coupled receptor signaling pathway. Gene Ontology annotation, cellular component: membrane. Gene Ontology annotation, molecular function: G protein-coupled receptor activity. NCBI's taxonomy places the organism in Eukaryota, Metazoa, Arthropoda, Insecta, Lepidoptera, Crambidae.
AUGAUAGCGACGUGUCUCGUCGUGUGGAGCCUUUGGGGCGCGGCGGCCGGCGGCGCUCGACCGGCGGCGCCGGCCGUGCCGCGCUGCUGCCCCGCCGGACAAGAGCUCGCGCCGGACGCGCUGCGCUUCGAGACGAUGGCGCGCUCGAGCGUCGCCGCCGCCUGCCAGCCCGCCGCCAACCUCACAUGGGAGCCGCUGGUGUACGCGCCGGCCAGAGGUACCUUCCUGCCCCGCGGCCAGCUGCCGCAGCACUGGAAGCUGGCGCAGGCGGCGGUGCCCGCGUGCGACGAGCUGCGCGCCAUCCCCGAGCACUCGGCGCCGUAUGCGCUGCUCGCCAACAACGGCUCGCUGCUGCUGCGCAGCGCCGCGGCCGCGCUGCCGCUGGACCGCUACUGCGCCGACGGCCACGCCGUGCUCGUGUGCGCCGCGGACGCGCCGCGCCCGCCCAGCAAGUGCUGCGCCGAGACGCGCGCGUUCGACGGCACGCGCUGCGUGGAGGACGAGGCGCGCGCGGCCGAGGCGGCGGAGGAGCUGCGGGCGCUGGCCAACGGCAGCGCGGUGGGCGGCGGCUGGCCGGCGUGCGCGGAGGGCGCGCGGUUCGCGGUGGCGGGCGCGCUGGCGGGCGCGCGGCUGGGGGNGCGGCACGUGCUGUACGGCGCGGGGCUGGCCGUGGGCGCGGCGUUCCUGGCGGCGACGCUGGCGGCGGGCUUCGCGCUGCCGGCGGCGCACCACGCGCUGCACUGGCGCUGCCAGACGCACUACGUGGCGGCGCUGAUGCUGGGCGACGUGCUGCUGGCGGCCACGCAGCUGGCGGCGGACCGUGUGCCGCCCACGCUGUGCCGCGCGUUAGCCGUCUGUAUGCACUUCUUGUUCCUCUCGGCUUUCUUCUGGCUGAACACGAUGUGUUUCAACAUUUGGUGGACUUUCCGCGACUUCCGGCCGACGAGCCUGGAGCGCGGGCAGGAGGCGUGGCGCCUGCGCGUGUACAUGCUGUACGCGUGGGGCGGGCCGCUGCUGGUGGCGGGCGCGGCGGCGCUGCUGGACGCGCUGCCGCCCGGCGCCGGCGCCGCGCCCUUCCUGCGCCCGCGCUUCGCCGUGCAGCGCUGCUGGUUCUACGGCGACAUGGAGAUCUUCGUCUACUUCUUCGGGCCCGUCGGCGUGCUGCUGCUCGUCAACCUCGCGCUCUUCGUCUCCACCACGCGCCAGCUCACCUGCGGCCUCUGGCGCCGCGACGAGGUCAAGUCCACAUCGGAGAGGGCCGCGCUGGGGCGCGUGUGCGCCAAGCUGGUGGUGGUGAUGGGCGUGACGUGGGGCGCGGACGUGGUGUCGUGGGCGUGCGGCGGGCCCGACUACGUGUGGUACGCCACGGACCUGCUGAACGCGCUGCAGGGCGUGUUCAUCUUCCUGGUGGUGGGCUGCCAGCCGCACGCGUGGGCGGCGCUGAAGCGCUGCGCCGCGGCGUCGUGCUGCCGGCGCUGGUGCGGCCGCGCGCCCGCCGCGCCCGCGCAGCGCGCCACGCACUCGUCCACGCACCUGCCGUCGUGCGGCGAGUCGCUCACGCACACCACGGCCGCGCCCGCCGCCGCCGCCUCGCCGCCGCCGCCGCCCAAGAUCCCCAUGGAGACAGUGUGCUGAGCGCCCGAACUUUUCAAUUGCGAUGGACGCUCCUACGUAUUUAUUGUUCAGUAUUAUUUUUAUUUUUGUAUUUUUGAUGAUGAUUACGAGUGUAGUUUCGUAUGAUACGAUGUACUGUGAACGUUUUGAAGCCGCCUGGAGGCUCCCGUGUAAUCGUAAGUCACGUUGUACCUUUGUACGAGCGUCGCGUACACAUUUGUAUAUGUAUGUUAUUUGAUUGUAGAUAUUGUACGUAUCUAAAAAUCUGUAAACCUGACGAGGCGUCGGGGUCGCUCUUGCCCCGUUUGAUUGGCUGUUAAACAAAAGUAACAAAUAUAUUGUGAAAUUGA